Messenger RNA from Drosophila pseudoobscura, 5501 nucleotides. RefSeq names its product fasciclin 1 (gene Fas1). Bases 547 to 2616 code for a protein of 689 amino acids. Gene Ontology annotation, molecular function: cell adhesion molecule binding. Gene Ontology annotation, biological process: cell adhesion; extracellular matrix organization. Gene Ontology annotation, cellular component: extracellular matrix. The record is from RefSeq and is a predicted model, not a curated record. NCBI's taxonomy places the organism in Eukaryota, Metazoa, Arthropoda, Insecta, Diptera, Drosophilidae. The transcript is spliced from 18 exons.
UGCUUCGAAAACCUGUUAUGGUCAAGUCGUUUUAUUUUCUUUUUUCUUCUGGCACAAAUUUUUCGACCGCGGAGACAUCAACUAGUGACUAGGUGUCGAAUUUUACUCCGAAUUUUCCCAACUGUUCACGGAGCGGUUGCUGCGCGCGUCGUCAAAUAAAAUAACUAAUACUAAAAUAAAAAUAAAAUAAUUUGAACUCGGAGGAAGGCGGUUGCUCGAUACUCUGUACAUAAUACAUAUGUAUAUGAUUGUUGUGUAUGUGUACCACUCUUGACUCUUCCCUCCAUCUUUGGUGCCCGUAGUGUUAAAGAUAUGUUGCAUACAAAAUAAGAUUAAAAAGGUUUUAAAGAGGUAUCUUAAACGUAGAACAGCCGCAUACAGAUACACACACGGACUAAUACUCAUAUAUUAACAUAUACUGCCACCACCCUCGUUGUCGUUGUCGUUGCCGUCGUUGUUUUUGCUGCUGCCUUCGUCGCUGCAGCACAGCCAAGUUAGAGAACAAGUGCGCCGCAGCCCUCCGCGCGUAUUUUUAAUUGCUUUAACAUGACGUCGUCUGGACUCAGAGCGGCGGCAGCGCUGCUGCUGCUCUGCGCCGCCACGUUUGCAGCUGCCGCAGAGCUGUCGGACAAAUUGCGCGAUGAUUCGGAGCUUUCUCAGAGCACUGCCAAAUCCUUCAGGCGCCUUAUGCCAGUUAGGUUCUACAGCCAAGUGGAGCAGAAUCCCAUUGCCAAUGCAACGCUGACGCUGCGCAGCUGCACGAUCUUCGUGCCCACCAAUGAGGCCUUCCAGCGCUACAAAGGGAGCAUCCAUGUGCUCUAUCACAUUACUACUGCGGCUUUCAGCAAAGAACAACUGCCAAAAUCUGUGUCAUCCGACAUGGACGGCAAUCCGCCGCUGUACAUCACAAAGAAUCGCAAUGGUGACAUCUACGUGAACAAUGCCCGGAUCAUUCCCUCGCUGAGCGUGGAGAUGACCAAUCGCGAGGGCAAGCGUCAGGUCAUGCACAUCAUUGACGAGGUGCUGCAGCCACUGUCCGUUCAGAAGAACGCCAAGGACAACAUCAACAAUCCGGAUGCGAUGCAAUUCCUGCAGAUGGCCGAGCAGCUCGAGCUGAAUGACUUCCACUUGCGCACCUAUCGCUCUCAAGUGACGCUGGCGAAGAAGGAGUCCGUCUACCAGUCGCCCGGAGCUCACACUUUUCUCAUUCCCAUCGACGAGAGCUUCAAGCUCUCGGCACGGAGUGGCCUGGUGGAUGCCAAGGUCAUUGAUGGCCAUGUGAUACCAAACACUGUCAUCUUCACUGCCGCCUCGCAGCACGAUGAUCCCAAGACAUCGGCUGCAUUCGAGGAUCUGCUCAAGGUUACCGUCAGCUUCUUCAAGCAAAAGGAUGGCAAGAUGUACGUAAAGUCCAAUACCAUUGUGGGCGACGCCAAGCAUCGAGAGGGCGUGGUGCUGGCCGAAAUUGUCAAGGCCAACAUACCAGUGCAGAACGGAGUCGUCCAUUUGAUUCACCGCCCGCUGAUGAUCAUCGAUACGACCGUCACCGAUUUCCUAAAGAAAAAUUUUGGGUGUAAUUCGUUCAAGUUCUUGAACGAGAACGGCGAGAACGGAGCUCUGAGAAAGUUCUACGAGGUCAUUAUGGACAACGGCGGCGAAGUGCUGGACGACAUCACCAACCUGUCAGAGGUCACAAUUCUGGCACCCAGCAAUGAUGCCUGGAAUGCAUCCUUAAUCGAAAAUCUUUUAAGAAACCGCAAGAAGAUGAGGGAAAUCCUGAACAUGCACAUUAUUAGGGACCGCUUGAAUGUGGAUAAGAUCAGGCAGAAGAAUGCCAAUAUGAUUGCUCAAGUGCCGACCGUCAACAACAACACGUUCCUGUACUUCAACGUCAAGGGCGAGGGCACCGAUGCCGUGAUCACCGUCGAGGGCGGUGGUGUCAAUGCCACUAUCAUACAGGCCGACGUUGCACAGACCAAUGGCUAUGUACACAUUAUCGAUCGGGUCCUGGGCGUUCCACACACCACAGUUCUGGGCAAGCUGGAGUCCGAUCCCAUGAUGAGUGACACCUACAAGAUGGGCCAGUUCUCACACUUCAACGAUCAGCUGAACAACACUCAGCGCCGCUUCACCUACUUCGUGCCCCGGGACAAGGGCUGGCAGAAGACCGAGCUGGACUACCCAUCUGCCCACAAGAAGCUCUUCAUGCCUGACUUUUCCUAUCAUUCAAAGUCUAUUCUGGAACGCCAUCUGGCCAUUGCGGAUCAUGUGUUCACCAUGAAGGAUCUGGUGCAGUACUCUGAGCAGGCCGGCAACGUUGUUCUGCCCACAUUCCGCGACUCGCUCCAACUCAGAGUGGAAGAGGAGGCUGGACACCUACAUGAUGAGAAUGCUAGUCACGAAUGGACUGGCUAUGUGAUCAUCUGGAACUACAAGAAGAUCAAUGUCUAUCGGCCCGAUGUGGAGUGCACCAAUGGAAUCAUCCAUGUCAUUGACUAUCCGCUGCUGGAGGAGAAGGACGUGGUUGUGAGCGGAGGUAGCUAUCUGACAGAAUCAAGCAUUUGCAUCAUUUUGGCCAACCUCAUAAUGAUAACAGUAGCAAAGAUCUUGAACUAAACGCAUCCAAUAUGUAAAAAUCCAAAUCAAAAAGCAAACGCAAAAGCGAAUCAAACAACAACCGCAACACAUAGCAACCACCACAGUCGUCUACAAACACCUACCAAUCAGCCGAUCAAACCCAAAACUAAAAAACAACAUUCAAAAUCAGACAAAUAUGAAAUAUAUAUGGAUAUAUUUAUAGCCAGCACUAGAUAUAUAUAUAUAUCCAUAUGAUAUCCACGUAUUGAAGAACAAGCAAUCAAAACUGUAUCUGUAUUAUAUGGGUCACAAGCCACAUGCCUCAUGCCCCCCACAUACAUACAUACACACAUAUUCAGACACACACGCAUGCAGAAAAACAAUCUGCUAGAUAGAUUUGCUUUAACAUAACAUGACAGCUUUCCUCUAAAGAUGAUGAUUGAUAAUGAGAAUGAAGAUGGAGAUGAAGAUGAAGAUACUCGUAAAGAUGAAACGAGAGACGAGAUGAAACCUUUACUUUUAAGUAUUAAACUGGAUACCCCUUCUAAGGCCUUAUGUAUUAUAUGAAAUAUAUAACCCAUUGUGUAACAUUUUAAUUUUAUGUUCGACAUAUACUGAUAGCUUACGUUCAUGUCUCUCUACGUUCAUCGGCUCGCUAAGUUUAACAUUUAACCAGCGUACAUGUAUGUGUGCAUAUCUGUACGUAUCGUAUGGAUAGGAACCAUUGAAUAUCUGAUUUUGUUUAUGAUUUUAAGUGUACAUUUUAUUUGUGAAUUGCUUGUUUUAGUUAAUGGUCUAAUUUAUGAGUUAUCCUAAGUAGAAUGCGUAUCGUAUCGUAUCCCAUUCAUGUACAUGUCAACGCAGAAGCAAUAAGCGCAUCACAUACUCACAUACUACAACAUACACAUACACUUACAUUACCAUUACACACACACAUACAAAAACAUUGUAAAAUUCGAUAAAGUGUGAAAGAAAGAUAUUUGAAUAAUAAACUGAAAGUUUUUCAUUUGUAAAUUCGAUGGUACUCGUACGAAACGAAACGAAAUUCUUAACUUGUAAGCCCCAGCAGCAUAUCCUUGCUUGUCUCUAAAUCGAAUGAAAGACAAGAAACGAGCGAGCAAGCCAGAACAAAACUAUUACCGAAAGAACAACAAAAUUCAACUAAAUAAAAUGCCAUCCUGCACUUAGUUUAUAGUCCUGCCAUGCAUGUAAGCCCCCAUACAGAACAGAACAGACACUCACACACACACGCCACACAUCAGACAUCCGACAUCCGACAUGGAACGAAGAUAGCAACUGCAAUUUAGGUUAGAAUGUUUCUAUACUGCCGUCAACUACGAACUACUACAAAACAUACUCCAGCACUCCCUGUAUCCUCAAGGAUAAGUUUACAUAACAGAACACGACAUCUGCAUACUCUCACUGAAUGGAUUUUGAUACAAAUUUUAACCCACAUACAAUAUAUGUAUAAAUACAAGACACUAUGUAUUUGUGAAAUGUAUGUACGAUGACGAUGAUGAUGAUGAUGUGAACCAGAACAAAAUUCUCCUCCCCUGCUGCAUCUGUUGCAGUUGCAGUUGCAUUUUAAACCUUUGAAUGUAGUUGUCAUGUAAAAUUUAUAAAAAACAAAAACAAAAAACAAUCUAGUUUAUAGUCUGAUUUAGAACAACCCAAUGCUAACUAUACAAACUCUUUUUCUAUUCCUCUCUGUCUCUCCCCGAAUAAUGCCAUGUACUUAUAGGUUAGACAUUGUAACUAGCGUGUGUGUCCCAACCUACCAUACAACCAAAACUGAGCGUUAAACAUUGAACUGCUACUACUCUCCUUCUUCUAUGUAAACCUCCCCAAGAGAAACAUGCAUUAACUAUCAGAACACACUAUUAUCAACACUACACCUUACACACCACACCACACACAGAAAGACACAGAACCACCCACUUACGAUACUCGAUACUCGAAAUACUCGUACUGUAGCGAAAAUCUCUCUCAGUUGUAGUUCGAACAGCUAAUUCCCGAUCUGAUCGGAUUAUCCCUUUCCCCCCCCCACCCCGACCACAAGUACCAGUUCCAGAAAUCUUUAUCUUUAGUAGGCGGCGGUGUCGUCGCUGCAAUGUUGCAAUGUAUUGCUUGUACUGUAAGCAGAUUAGUUUGUUUCGUAGCAGCUAAAAGAAAAAAUGAAAUGUACUCGUAUGUAGAAAUGAGGAUUACGCUAAAUGAAAGUAUGUACACGUAAGCUUUAAAGAAGAGUGCUUCGAGGAGUGGUGCAGAUGGAUGGUGCAAAGGAUGGAUUGCACUUGCAAUUUGUGUGUCGUAGUCAGUAGUUGCACGUUGGCCAGCGUCGGCCUGGCGUGCAACUAGUGCCUUACUAAAGAUAAACGCAUUACCUUAACCUUUAUACAAAUUUACUCGAUUGAAAUGUAUGAAAUUAAAUGAAUUAUUACUUCUAACAACUAACAAAGAGUGCAAAUGGUCAAGAGCAUAAGCGAAGCUGCAUUUAUUUGCUAGCUACAUACAAUACCCCACACAAUACAAUAAAAUACAACACAAGCCACUUGUAAAAGUCAAAGAAACAUAUGGAAAGUGUAAGAGAAGAGAAUUAUAUUUAUAUCGCGCCGGUUCUGCUUCACCAUACAAACAUAAGUAUACGUACAGCAUAAAAGAUAUACAUACCUACUACAGAAUUGAUAUUCAGCCACACGCUAUUUACACCAAAUACAUAAAAUACAGAUCAAGGAAAUCAUAUUUUUCAUAUAUUUGUCAGAAUAUUACUAUAACGUAAAAUGUAGUCUAAUUACUGGUCAACUCCAAGAACAUCACGAUUGGGUGGUGAAUUGUAUCUCAAAGGAAACACCUAAUCAUGUAUUGUAUCGAUGUAUAUUUAGCAAUUGAGUUUUGAAGCAAUCGUUAGCCACGAGAAUAUAUCA